UGUCCCUCGGACACAGCUGAUCACCGAUCAAUGGAAAGAGCCGCAGAUGUCGGCUCUGUCAUGUGAUCAGCUGUGUCCAAUCACAGCUGAUCGCAUGGGACAUGUACACUGAUCAUCAGUGUUCCGUGAUGAUCUGUAUAGCCCCAGAAGUGCCAACUGUCAGUGUCCAUCAGUGCCAGCUGUCAGUGCUCAGCUAUGCCACCUAUCAGUGCCUACCAGUGCACAUCAAUGCCACAUAUCAGUGCCCAUCUGAGCUGCCUUUCAGUGCCACCUAUCAAUGCCAGUCAGGACUACCCAUCAGUGCUGCCAUCAGUGCAGCCUAUCAGUGCCCAUCACUGCAGCCUCUCAUUAGCACACAUCAGUGACAUAUGAGUGCUGCCUUUCAGUGCCACCUACCAGUGCCUCCUCAUCAGUGCCCAUCAGUGAUGCCUGUCAAUGCCCAUCAGUGCAGCCUAUCAGUGUUCAUCAGUUCCACCUAUCAGUGCCAUAUAUGAGUGCUGCCUUUCAGUUCCCAUCACUGAUGCCUGUCAAUGCCCAUCUGCGCCUCCCCAUAAGUGCAGCCUAUCAGUGCAGCCUCAUUAGCGCACAUCAGCGA
Staurois parvus is the source of this 595-nucleotide messenger RNA. Lineage: Eukaryota; Metazoa; Chordata; Amphibia; Anura; Ranidae. The record is from the annotation of a GenBank genome assembly.